Grosmannia clavigera kw1407 is the source of this 345-nucleotide messenger RNA. RefSeq lists its product as uncharacterized. The transcript is spliced from 3 exons. The coding region runs from base 1 to 345 and encodes 114 amino acids. Lineage: Eukaryota; Fungi; Ascomycota; Sordariomycetes; Ophiostomatales; Ophiostomataceae. The record is from RefSeq and is a predicted model, not a curated record.
AUGGCUUCAAGGCAAGCACUUCUGCGCUCUGCGCGCACGGCAUCUUGGGCUGCCGCAUCGCCAGCUUUCGCCCGGAGCUUCCAGACCUCUGCCCGGUUCCUGUCGGAGGCAGCCGCACCGCUGCCAGCGCGCAAGCCUGUUGGUGCCUUUCGCGGAGGUCUCUUUGGCUUCCUGCUGGGCACCACGCUCUCUGGCUCGGCCGUCUACUACUACGUGCUGCAGGAGUACAAGGCCUCCAACGACCAGCUGACCGAUGACAUCUACACCCUGCAGCGGACGACACAGCAACUGAGCAACCACCUGUCGACACUCGAGGACAAGUUGCAGACCGACCACAAGAAAUAG